Schistosoma margrebowiei is the source of this 576-nucleotide messenger RNA. The record is from the annotation of a GenBank genome assembly. Lineage: Eukaryota; Metazoa; Platyhelminthes; Trematoda; Strigeidida; Schistosomatidae.
AUGCGUUACUGGUGCGAGUGUUUAAGCGAACCAUAUAACAAGAUUCAAAUUAUGAUGAUUGAGCCAUUACCUUGUGGACUUACUAGUCUUCCAAAUCCUAGUAUAUCCGAAUCACUUGAAGAUUCUUAUUAUAAUUUGAUAGAUCCAUUGAUUUUAUCAGCACUUCGUGUAGCCGACUCAAAACGUCCAAUUCUACCGCAUCAUUCACUUGGAGUUGCUGGUACAUUGGCUACGGCUGCUGGAAGUUUAGGUAUGCAUAAUAUGACUAGCGGAAGUAAUGGUAUUCCACCUAUUAAUACAACAAUGGAGAAAUCAGAUACAAAACAAUGUCGACUGAACUCAUUGUCUAUCGUGAAUUCUUCAGACAAUGAACAGUAUAAUUCUAGUGGAUUAACAACUACUCGAUCAUCUAUAGCGUUGUCAGGAGGUGGUGUAAGCACUGGGAAUCUAGACUCGGAUAAUUUAUCAUCAACCAAAGAUGGUAUUGGCAGUUCACAACGUCGUAGAAGAGCAGCAGUUUUAGAAGAAGGACGUGUUUUAAAGAAACUUAAAAUUAAAGGACAACUUGUUGAUUGA